This is a messenger RNA of Pyricularia oryzae 70-15, 1549 nucleotides long. Its product is annotated as endoglucanase 3. The transcript has 2 exons. NCBI's taxonomy places the organism in Eukaryota, Fungi, Ascomycota, Sordariomycetes, Magnaporthales, Pyriculariaceae. The record is from RefSeq and is a predicted model, not a curated record. Gene Ontology annotation, molecular function: hydrolase activity, hydrolyzing O-glycosyl compounds; cellulose binding. The coding region runs from base 295 to 1425 and encodes 376 amino acids. Gene Ontology annotation, biological process: glucan catabolic process. Gene Ontology annotation, cellular component: extracellular region.
GUUCCUUUUACGGGUGCUCCUUCUCCGUGUUAAUCUACCUGUAGUGGUAUAAUGUGAACCCCUCUCCGGGACGCGAAUCCGAAAUUUCCAACCUGCUCAACCUCAAACCGAACAAGGAGACAAAAAAAAAAAAAAACACGCACACAUUUCCACUGACUCUGUGUUUUUACUUUCGCAUACAAAAAGGCCACGCCGCCGCUCAAAUGUUCGUCCGAUGGGCUGGCUGGUUCUUGCCCGCCCACCCCUCAGUGCAUCGCCACACGAAAAACAAUCCGUCAACCGAGGCUCUGCAGAAUGAAGUCUAUUUUUGCCCUCGGCGCCCUCAUCAGCGCCGCCGCCGCGCAGGCUCCCGCGUGGGCGCAGUGCGGUGGAAACGGCCACACCGGUCCGACCACUUGCGUCUCGGGGCACUCGUGCGUCGUGGUGAAUGAGUGGUACCACCAGUGUCAACCCGGCGCGUCAAACCCUCCGGGCAAUGGCGGCGGCAGUCCUGGUGGUGGCGGCGGCAACGGCAAGUUCAUCUUUUUUGGCACCAACGAGGCCGGUGCCGAGUUUGGCCAGGACACUCUCCCUGGCGUAUGGGGCAAGGAGUACACGUUCCCGGAGCCUUCUACCAUUGAUACUCUGAUGAGCCAAGGCUACAACACGUUCCGCGUCUGCAUGGCAAUGGAGCGACUGGCAGACAAGGGGCUGACGGGCGCCUUCAACCAAGCGUACCUCCGCAACCUGACGACGGUGGUCAACCACAUCACCAACAAGGGCGGCUGGGCGGUGAUCGACCCGCACAACUACGGGCGGUACAACAAGGCCAUCAUCACCGACACGUCGGCCUUUCGGACGUUUUUCGUCAACCUGGGCACGGCCUUCAAGAGCAACAGCAAGGUGGUGUUUGACACCAACAACGAGUACAACACCAUGGACCAGAACCUGGUGCUCCGGCUCAACCAGGCCAGCAUCGACGGCAUCCGGGCGGCGGGCGCGACGUCGCAGUACAUCUUCGUCGAGGGCAACGCGUGGUCGGGGGCGUGGUCGUGGAACACGACCAACGACAACAUGAAGGCGCUCACGGACCCGCAGAACAAGCUCGUGUACGAGAUGCACCAGUACCUCGACUCGGACUCGUCGGGCACGUCGCCCGACUGCGUGAGCGCAAACAUUGGCGUGCAGCGCAUCGUGGGCGCCACCGAGUGGCUCAGGGCCAACAAGAAGGUCGGCAUGAUUGGCGAGUUCGCCGGCGGGCCCAACGAGCAGUGCAAGGCCGCCGUCAAGGGCAUGCUGGACCACAUGAAGCAGAACAGCGACGUCUGGCUGGGUGCCCUGUGGUGGGCUGCCGGGCCCUGGUGGGGCGACUACAUGUACGGCUUUGAGCCGCCCAGCUCCACGGCCUACGUCUACUACAACAGUCUGUUGAAGACGUACCUGUGAGGAGCGCUGGGUGAUGACGGUUGGUGGGGCAGUGCCGUAGUGUAUAUAUAGUACAUGUUUUAUUUUUAUCGACGUGACGUAGAAACAAAGACAAAAAAGUAUUUAUCAUGGCGAUCCAAGCUUG